UAUUUAUACUACACCCCCUUUGGCCUUUUGCACUAGAAACUAGAAAGAAAAUGAACCUCUUCCAAUAUCUGAAUCAAAACCAAUCCAAAAACCAGUCUCCAAAUUUCCUUUUCCUCGGAUCUUCACCAAAAAGUUAAAACAAAUUUUUGCUAGCCACACCUGCUAAAUUUCCUUUGCAGUUUAUCCCGACCAAAAACAGUGCACCCCUAUACCGACACCGCGAAAAAUGAGCACCAAGAGAGGGAGUGAAGCAUUUCGAUUUGCAAUCCACCUGCUUCAAGGAAGAUGGUUCUCAGUUUUUGCCUCGUUUCUCAUCAUGGCAGGAGCUGGAGCUACUUACCUCUUUGGUGUCUACUCCAAGCAGAUCAAGUCCUCUCUUGGCUAUGACCAAACCACCCUCAACCUGCUAGGGUCUUUCAAGGACCUUGGAGCAAAUGUUGGUGUCCUCUCAGGGCUCAUUGGUGAAGUCACCCCAACAUGGUUUGUACUCCUCAUUGGCUCAGCCAUGAACUUUACGGGCUACUUCAUGAUUUGGCUUGCUGUCACUGCCAAAAUCCCAAAACCUAAAGUUUGGCAUAUGUGCCUCUACAUCUGCAUUGGAGCCAACUCUCAGAAUUUUGCAAACACUGGAGCUCUUGUCACAUGUGUCAAGAAUUUCCCGGCUAGUCGCGGCGUUAUGCUGGGAUUGUUAAAGGGGUUUACUGGACUCAGUGGAGCUAUGUUCACCCAAAUUUACUUGGCGGUUUACGGAAACAAUUCGAAAUCUAUGAUUCUUCUCAUUGCUUGGCUUCCUGCUGCGCUAUCGGUAGUUUUUGUGUACACCAUUAGGCCAAUGAAGCUUGUUAGGCAACCCAAUGAGCUUAGAGUGUUUUACCAUUUCCUCUAUGUCUCAAUUGGUCUUGCUGUUUUCCUCAUGGCUAUGAUUAUACUUCAAAAGCAGAUUAAUUUCUCACAAGCUGCUUAUGCUGGAAGUGUUACCGUGGUUUGUUUUUUCCUUUUCGUCCCUCUUGGGAUUGCAAUUAGAGAGGAGUUAAUCCUCUGGAAUCUCAUGAAGCAACCUGUUGAUCCUCCAACCGAGUUAACCGUUGAGAAACUUCCGGCACAAGCAAUUGAAGCGAAAGAUGAGCAAGAAAAGAAAACAAAUAUUUCUUGUUUUGCUGAUGUAUUCAACAAACCAAAAAGAGGAGAGGACUACACAAUCUUACAAGCAUUGCUAAGCGUCGACAUGCUCAUAUUGUUCAUCGCAACACUAUGUGGACUCGGGUCAAGUUUGACAGCAGUAGACAAUUUGGGGCAGAUUGGCGAGUCUCUUGGAUACCCAACAAAAACAAUAAGCUCAUUUGUGUCAUUAGUGAGCAUAUGGAACUACUUUGGGAGGGUUUUUUCGGGGUUUGUCUCCGAAAGCCUAUUAGUAAAAUGGAAAGUCCCCAGACCCCUAAUGAUGACUCUUGUUCUUCUUCUGUCCUGCGUCGGCCACCUCCUCAUUGCAUUUCCAGCCCCGGGAUCGGUCUACGUGGCAUCCGUGAUCAUCGGAUUUUCUUUCGGUGCCCAAUUGCCAUUGCUUUUCGCAAUCAUUUCCGAGCUCUUUGGGCUCAAGUACUACUCUACAUUGUUCAAUUGUGGACAGCUUGCCAGCCCCCUCGGGUCCUAUAUUCUGAAUGUGAAGGUCACAGGAAUGCUGUAUGACAGAGAGGCAUUGAAGGAGUUGGCAAAGAGUGGGAGGGAUCGGUCUUCAGUGAAGGAGCUGAUUUGUCUUGGGAGCCAAUGUUAUAGGUUGGCUUUCUCAAUUUUGGCUGCUGUAACAUUCUUUGGUGCAGUUGUUUCAUUGAUGUUGGUGGUGAGGACAAGAGAGUUUUACAAAGGUGAUAUUUAUAAGAAGUUUAGAGACGAAGCAGAGGAUUCAUAGAUUUUGCUUUCUCUUGCAUUGGUGAACAUUUGGAGUUUGAUCUGUUAUGAACUAAGAAUUGUUGGAAUAGAGAUUCUUGAGAUGCAUGAAGCGGGCCAAGAAGCACUUGGACAUUUUCCUGGUGAACAAUAAAGCUUGUCAGGAUACAUGUACUACUACUACUGAAAAGAUGUAUUUUGUAAGCCAAUGGCAAUUGCUUUAUGAUUCAUAUGUGGGUUUCUCACCAGUGGUUUCUUCA
Messenger RNA from Pyrus x bretschneideri (Chinese white pear), 2144 nucleotides. RefSeq names its product protein NUCLEAR FUSION DEFECTIVE 4-like. Gene Ontology annotation, cellular component: membrane. Lineage: Eukaryota; Viridiplantae; Streptophyta; Magnoliopsida; Rosales; Rosaceae. The transcript has a single exon. The coding region runs from base 227 to 1906 and encodes 559 amino acids. The record is from RefSeq and is a predicted model, not a curated record.